This is a messenger RNA of Enterobius vermicularis (human pinworm), 510 nucleotides long. NCBI's taxonomy places the organism in Eukaryota, Metazoa, Nematoda, Chromadorea, Rhabditida, Oxyuridae. The record is from the annotation of a GenBank genome assembly.
AUGACGGAGUCAACUGUGGGUAGACGAAAUAAACGUUUGGAGUUAUGUAUGGGGAUGUAUGAUGGGGUUGACGAGAAUCGAACUGGUAUCGGUCUUACGCUGGCAAUAUUCACCACUAUAGCAUUUUCGAUGAACAUUUUGCUGUUGGUGGUUCUAUGGCAGCAAAAAAAGAAAGCUCAGUUAUUGAUGUACAAGAAAAUACAAUCGCUUAGUGUUGCACAGCUUCUGUAUAUCUCCUGCAACUAUCCGCUAAUGAUCCCUUGCACACUUACGAUCUGUAGUUUUUAUGCGGACUGGUCUAUGAUCUCAAUUGCAUGGCUAAAUACCAUGGGCUAUUACGUUGCAAUAACAGUCAACUGUCUGAUUGGUAUAGAGAGGAUUUCUCUUUUCAUACUGCCCAAUGUUCACAAUUAUAUUGAAGUUUACUCUGUAGUAUUUAUUAUGAUUCCUUGGGUAUAUGGUGGACUGAUCACACUUAUCACAACAGCUAUGGGAUGUUAUAAAAGGUAA